AUGGACGAGAGCGGGACCUACGAGAAAAUGCGGUUCACAGGAACGGACACACAAGCUCCUUCGGGAGCUGAACCGGAUGUAUCGUACGUGCAAAUGAAUGUCACGGCCACCUUGGCGCCCCGGGUCCGAAGAGAGGAAGUUGGUCUGAGCUCCACCUACGCAGAGGUGAAAUUUCCGAACGACGAGCACAUCAUCGAUGAGGAUCAGGCUCCUCCCAUUGCCGCAGGACUCCGCAAGCUGCCAACCAAUGCACAACCAGCUGCGCAUGAACAGCAUCCGAAAGGAAAGAUCGGAAAUAGACCGGACAGUCUGAUCUGCCUACUCUGCCUUGUUAUGUCCGCCUUCAUCGUGACUGUGGCCGGUCUCUCGAUCCAUGUGUCACAGAUUCGUCAGUCUAAGGAAACCAGCCACCGAAACUACCAUCAGUUAAACUCAUCCCUUCAAUUCAAGCUUUCAGCGGUCAAAUCUAAUCUGUCCGAUCUCCGUCACCAGAUAUGUGAAUUGUUGACCAGAAGCAGAGACCAACCGUGUUCCGAGGACUGGGUCAGAAAGAAAGACCGGUGUUAUUACGUAUCCACGUUUGGAACAACUUUCCAAGAAGCGAUACAAGACUGUUCAAACCGUCAUUCAAGGCUGCUGGAAAUCAAUUCAAAGGAUGAAGCGCUCUUCGUAUUCGGCGAACUUGUGUACAAAACCCAUUCAUACUGGAAUAGAAAAUGCGAAAACGGGAAUGUGGGCCAGAGUCUCCUGUACAAGGCAUCAGAUGGAUCGAACGUCUGCAGUCAGUGCGGAAGGAUUUACUCUUGCGAUCGAGUUUGGCGUUUCAUCUGCGAGAAGACGACAGCUUUAUUCCCGGAUAUUCCUGAAAAGAUCCGGGGUCUCUGUCAAAAUUCAGCGGAGGCGACAUGA
Hypanus sabinus (Atlantic stingray) is the source of this 909-nucleotide messenger RNA. RefSeq names its product C-type lectin domain family 12 member A-like. NCBI's taxonomy places the organism in Eukaryota, Metazoa, Chordata, Chondrichthyes, Myliobatiformes, Dasyatidae. The record is from RefSeq and is a predicted model, not a curated record. The transcript is spliced from 8 exons. Bases 1 to 909 code for a protein of 302 amino acids.